Messenger RNA from Stegodyphus dumicola, 649 nucleotides. RefSeq lists its product as uncharacterized. NCBI's taxonomy places the organism in Eukaryota, Metazoa, Arthropoda, Arachnida, Araneae, Eresidae. The record is from RefSeq and is a predicted model, not a curated record.
UGACUCAACCGACAAAAAAGUGUUGCAUAAGCGUGUUUAACUUUAUGACCAUUUCAAACACAUUCUUUGCAGAACCUACAUUCAGUUAUAUAUAUACGUAUACGAAACUUGUUAUACGAAACUUGUUUUCUGAAGGAUUUGAGCAGGAAAUAUUUUCUCUGGUCUUGUAAUCUCUGGUCUUGUAAUAGUCUAUCUGAAUUGUUAGAGAAGAGCUGAAAAGACACAAAAGAUGCGGUAUUUUCUGUGCCUUAUUUUGAUUGCUGUUCUAGCGAAAGAGCUAUCUUCGUUUCGCCUGGCUCUCCGCGUCUGUUUCAAGGACACUGUAAACACAGCAGUAGAGAAUGACUGCGCCUAUUGCAAUCCGAGAACGCUGUUAAGCACGAUGCGCGACUGCACAAAAACUAAGGAUGGAAUUCCUGACCAAGCUGGACAAGCUGCUUGGACAGCACAACAUAAACGAUGUAUACUUAGAACUUGCAGAGAGCAAUACCCCGAGCAGAAGAUUUUACCAACCCUCAUUCCAAAGCAAGCAGAAUGAAGUUCAAGGAAGAAAUCUCAAAUUAUGUCAUUUAAUGCCUUAUUUUAUUGUUUUGUAUUCUGUAAUUUCCUGAGCAAAUAUACAAAUAAAAGCUUUUAUUAUUCAUAAAUG